AUGGCGAGCGUCUCGGACGAGCCCGAGAUGGACGACUGCCUCGGCUGUCGCCUCACAGGGUCCGCGACUCUGCUGGGCGUGGGCGCCUAUUUCCUCAACGAGCGCUCCAAGCUGCCGCGGCACGACCUCGGACAACGCCGCUGGCUGCUCGCCUGCGCCGGCACGUUUGCGGUCGCUGGGGUCUGGAGAGCCACCACGAAUCUGUUCGAGACGCCGAAGCAGUCACCAGCCAUUGCGGCUGACGACGCUGCUGGGAGCUCUACUGCCCAGCCCUGGUACGCCUGCGAGGACUGCGGUCGCAAGAUGCGCGCCUGGUUCGGUCAAAGGGAUUCGCCGCCGAUGCACAAGCAAGAGCAAGACCGUUGUGAUGAUAAAUAG
Messenger RNA from Phytophthora sojae, 378 nucleotides. RefSeq lists its product as hypothetical. The record is from RefSeq and is a predicted model, not a curated record. The transcript has 3 exons. Lineage: Eukaryota; Oomycota; Peronosporomycetes; Peronosporales; Peronosporaceae. Bases 1 to 378 code for a protein of 125 amino acids.